Messenger RNA from Diprion similis, 727 nucleotides. RefSeq names its product pyroglutamyl-peptidase 1. Gene Ontology annotation, biological process: proteolysis. Bases 66 to 713 code for a protein of 215 amino acids. The record is from RefSeq and is a predicted model, not a curated record. NCBI's taxonomy places the organism in Eukaryota, Metazoa, Arthropoda, Insecta, Hymenoptera, Diprionidae. Gene Ontology annotation, molecular function: pyroglutamyl-peptidase activity. The transcript is spliced from 3 exons. Gene Ontology annotation, cellular component: cytosol.
CUGCUUCCGAAUUUUAAACUGAAUUACCGUCCAAGCAAGAAGGGAAUAAUUAUCAGGAGAAAAUCAUGGCUGACGAAUGGGAUAAUAAAGGAAAUCGCGUUGUUUUAGUAACAGGAUUUGGCCCGUUCUCAGGACAUCCGACAAACGCGAGCUGGGAAGCGGUUAAGGAACUUAAAAAUUCGGAUCUUGAGGAUGCUUGCAACGUGACCAUGAUCACAUUCGAGGUUCCAGUGGCUUAUGAGUUUGUCUCAAAUUUGAUACCGAAGCUAUGGAUGGAGCACAAACCCAUGCUUGUGGUGCAUAUUGGCGUUUCUGGAAUGGCGAAUUGCCUGGAAUUGGAAUGCCGAGCGCACGGAAGUGGCUACAAUAAAUUAGACGUGUUUCAAAGCCUUCCGGUUGCAGAAAACGAAUUACUAGAAAACCCCGAAGAAGUUAUAGAGACCGGUAUAAACGUGAAGAGUAUUUGCGACAAGCUGAAUCGCCGCGAUGAUCCGGUAUCUUCGAACGACGAGGGCUGCAGGGCCAUUUUGUCAAAAGAUGCAGGAUUGUACCUCUGCGAAUACAUAUUUCGCAAGUCGCUUGAGAUACGAUCCGACAAGACGAUUUUCGUUCAUGUACCCGACCUCAACGUCUACCCCGCAACCAAAAGCGCUAAGGGAUUGUACCACGUGAUAAGAAUGGCUGUCGACGAACUUGACGCCGCUGAAAAUUGAUCUUAUCUCAGUAA